AUGACUGGUCGUGGUGGUGGCGGUGGUCGCCGUCUUAUGCUGCCUCCCAUCAAGUAUAUCUUCGAGCUUCUCCGAGAACACGCCACAGUCAGCAUCUGGCUGUACGAGCAGCUCUCCAUCCGUAUUGAAGGCAAGAUCAGAGGAUUCGACGAGUUCAUGAAUCUAGUCAUCGAUGAAGCCGUGGAGGUCAAGCAGGUCACUAAGACUAACGAGAAGGAGACCAGGAGACCUCUUGGUCAAAUAAUGUUGAAGGGAGACAACGUCUCAUUAAUCCAAAACGUCUCGAAAUAA
Messenger RNA from Fusarium mangiferae, 291 nucleotides. RefSeq names its product putative small nuclear ribonucleoprotein E. The record is from RefSeq and is a predicted model, not a curated record. Lineage: Eukaryota; Fungi; Ascomycota; Sordariomycetes; Hypocreales; Nectriaceae. Gene Ontology annotation, biological process: spliceosomal snRNP assembly; mRNA splicing, via spliceosome. Gene Ontology annotation, cellular component: U4 snRNP; U1 snRNP; U5 snRNP. Gene Ontology annotation, molecular function: RNA binding. The coding region runs from base 1 to 291 and encodes 96 amino acids. The transcript is spliced from 5 exons.